Daucus carota subsp. sativus is the source of this 1461-nucleotide messenger RNA. Its product is annotated as probable purine permease 4. Bases 164 to 1315 code for a protein of 383 amino acids. Gene Ontology annotation, molecular function: purine nucleoside transmembrane transporter activity. Gene Ontology annotation, cellular component: membrane. The transcript has a single exon. The record is from RefSeq and is a predicted model, not a curated record. NCBI's taxonomy places the organism in Eukaryota, Viridiplantae, Streptophyta, Magnoliopsida, Apiales, Apiaceae.
CAUUUGCUAAUUACCAACCCAGAGCCACAUUACAUCUAAAUUAUACCUCCUUUUAAGCCACAAUCACAUAGUUAUUUUGAUCAAAACAUGCAUCUCCCCCUCCAACACACAUAUAAAUAGCCACACACCUUUUAAACUUCUAACCUACCUCCACCUCUAUCAAAUGGAAACCUCAUCCCAAAUACACCACCACCCCCAGAUAAAAUAUAACAACCACCCCUUAUCACCACCAUUACGCGGUGGAGAUGUCGACAAGAACACCACCAUCAUCGCGACGAAUACGCCUAACAAAACCUACAUGUUACUCUUAGUAUUUAACUACAUGUUCCUAUUCUUAGGCUCGGUUUCAUCAAGCUUACUCUCCAAAUUUUAUUUCAAUCACAAUGGCUCUAGUAGAUGGGUCUCCACUUGGGUCCAAUGUGCUGGCUUCCCUCUCCUCAUUCUCCCCAUUUUCCUCCCUUUUCACCUCUUCAAAUCCACCCAAAGAAAACCCUUCUCUCAUCUUUCCCAAAACCUCUUUCUCUACUCUCUCCUCAUUGGGCUUCUUUUGGGCCUCAACAACCUCCUCUUCUCUUGGGGAAACUCUUAUCUCCCUGUCUCCACCUCCUCACUUCUCCUCUCUUCUCAGCUCACUUUCAACCUCAUUUUCUCAGUCAUCAUUGUGAAACAAAGAAUCACAUUCUCUAAUCUCAACUGUGUUGUCCUCUUGUCCCUAGCUUCAGUCUUAUUGGGCCUGGGCCUGGGCUCAUCUCACGACGACGAGCCCAAUGACCAGGCCCGUGAGAAAUAUUUCAUAGGCUAUUUUUGCACCAUUGGCGCAGGCUUGUUAUUUGCACUCUACUUGCCAUUAAUGGAAAUAAUUUACAAGCAAGUCUACUGUUAUUCCAUGGUGAUGGAAAUGCAGCUGAUCAUGGAAGCCUCCGCCACGGUGCUAGCCACCGCGGGCAUGGCGGUCAACGGCGGCUUUUCGGAGAUGAGACGCGAGAGUGAACUAGGGUUUGAUCUAGGGCACAAAUAUUACUGGCUGACAGUGAUGGGAAACGUGGUGACGUGGCAGUUAUGCUUCAUGGGGACCGCGGGGAUGGUGUUUCUCACCUCGGGGCUCACCGGAGCGAUAUGCAUGACGGCGUUGACGGGGGCGAAUGUGGUGGGAGGAGUGGUGGUUUAUGGCGAUAGAUUCGACGGUGGGAAGGCGGUGUCGGCGGCGUUGUGUGGGUGGGGGUUUUGUUCUUAUGUGUAUGGAUUGUAUGUCAAGUCUAGACAAGGAGAGAGUGAUCGGAGAUCGGAGAUGAGUACUGAGGUUGUUGUCGCAUGAUCAUUUGCUUAAGUGUAAAUUAAUUAAUUAAUUAAAGCUACUACUAGUGAUUACUGUAAUUAAUUACGUGAGUACUGAGAGCGUAGAGGUUUUGUGAAAAAGUGAUGUUAAAAACGGUGGUAAUUAAAUUGUGAAUUACUGCUUAA